CACUCCAUAGCCAUAUGCAAGAUCACAAAGAGCAGAGCGAGAAAGUGCAAAAAUGUCUUGUGCUACCACUUCGACAUGGAAUAAGUCAUCUCUGAGAUCAGCCCUCCCUUCAAUUCACCCUUCUUCUUCAGUUUAUUUCUCAAUUGGGUCCUAGUCUUCUCGUUUCAAGCUUUCCAGGCCAAAACCCAGCUCAAGACUUCUUAACUCUUUUGUGGGUCUCGCCCCCAUUUAUCCCCUUCUCUCGCUCUCAUUACAAGAUUCAACCAGUUUUGAGCAUUGUUUUAGUGUGAUUGACAAUGGAGGACGAUUCUUUCCCAUGAGCCAUGGGAAGAGGGUGCCAAAACUUAAUAGGCCCCCUGACUAGCGUCAAGCUCUUCUGCGUGGUCUGUCAACUCAACUCCUGAAGCAUGGCCGCCUAAAGACCAUAAGAGCAACGGCCAGUGCAAUGAGAAAGUAUGUAGACAAAAUGGUCACUCUGGCAAAGGAUGGUUCUCUAUGUAAAAGAAGGCAAGCUCUCGGCUUUAUCUAUGAAAAGGAGAUUGUGCAUGCAUUGUUUGCAGAGGUCAAAGAGAGAUAUGGGGACAAAAAUGGAGGAUAUACAAGGAUAAUUAGAACUCUACCAAGGCGAGGAGACAAUGCACCAAUGGCUUACAUUGAGCUUGUGUAACUUUAAUUGAUUCAUUUGAGUAAGUCUGUUCAAUAUCUUAAAGAAAUUCGUAGGAGAACCUUUUACUCUAUACAUUUACAUGAACAUGCCUUUUGAUUGCUCAUGACUAUUCCAUUUUGAGGAAAUCAGUUGAACAGCAGCUCUAAAUUCUAGUCAA
Olea europaea var. sylvestris is the source of this 824-nucleotide messenger RNA. Its product is annotated as 50S ribosomal protein L17, chloroplastic. Gene Ontology annotation, biological process: translation. Lineage: Eukaryota; Viridiplantae; Streptophyta; Magnoliopsida; Lamiales; Oleaceae. Gene Ontology annotation, molecular function: structural constituent of ribosome. The record is from RefSeq and is a predicted model, not a curated record. Gene Ontology annotation, cellular component: cytosolic large ribosomal subunit; ribosome.